This is a messenger RNA of Fomitiporia mediterranea MF3/22, 984 nucleotides long. RefSeq lists its product as uncharacterized. The record is from RefSeq and is a predicted model, not a curated record. The transcript is spliced from 2 exons. The coding region runs from base 1 to 984 and encodes 327 amino acids. NCBI's taxonomy places the organism in Eukaryota, Fungi, Basidiomycota, Agaricomycetes, Hymenochaetales, Hymenochaetaceae.
AUGACGUGGCCGCCGAGAAGAGGAUCAAGAGAAGCGCCAUACUUCGACAGCAGCAAGCUUGAGGAACUUCCGCGGUUCUUUGAAGACAUCGAGAUGUUAGCCGCCGACUUCCAGAAGGACGCCGAGUGGAUGUGCAAGCAAGUGACGUACUACGCAGCAACGAGCUGUAGCAGUUUGUGGGCUACCGUGCCCGAGUUGAAGAAGAAAGGAGCGCGCGAUUGGAGCAUCGUGAAAGAGGAGAUCAGAAAGCUCUAUCCGGAGCUGAUCGAUGGUCAACGCUACACGAGAGCCAAUAUCACGCGACUAGUCGAUGUGCAGAGUGAGAAGGAAAUGACGGUGCAGACAGAGUUUGGCCGCUACCGCCGCGAGUUCCAGGUGCAAGCAGAGUACUUGAAGGAGCAAGGGAAGAUGUCAGCACGCGAGUUAGACUGUGAGUUCUGGAGAGGGAUCAGAGGGACGCUGAGGACAAACCUGACGCAACGACUGGAGAUUCUCUAUGUGGACAAGGAUGCAAGCGAGCCGUUCAAAUUCGCCGAUGUAGUCAGGCUAGCGGACCACGUUCUUCUAGCAGGGCAGACAGAGGCAGGCCGAGACCAGACAGUGACGUUGCCAAAGGAGAAGCUAGAGAAAGAAGUAGGAGACAAGUAUGCGAAGAUUGUGAGGAAGCUCAAAGAGUUACAAGCCCAGGUCAACGAAGCAAGCAAGUCCAGGAAGAUGCUGAUGAAUCAAGCACACCAAACUGACCAAUCUGCCAAUUCCGGUGUCAUUCUAAGACUCAAGGUGUCAGUAGGUGGAAUAUCAAUGGUGAUGCCAGUUCAUGUAGUAAAGGACACAACGUUUGACAUGAUAAUUGGGAGGCUGUUCUUCACAUUAACUGAGUACAAGACAAAGGAUUUCAAGGACAGUAAUCAGAUUUUGACCUUGACAGACCCAGCAGAUCAGAACCAGAAGUGUCAGGUUGAGACCCAAGCAGCUGUUGGAUGA